AUGAGGGAAUAAUUGGAUUUGCUUCUUUUUCCAAUUGAAAUAGUAGUGUUUUGUGGUUUAGCUUUCGGAAUAUUCAAGUUAAAGAAGAAAUUUCCAAAUUUACUGUUCCCAUGUCAUGGCGUAACUCUAUAUUUAUCACCUGAUGGAGAAGAUCUCAAGGAGAGUAAAGAUAAGAAAAUAAAGACUUUGGUUUAAAUAAAAACGAUGCCAAGUUAAGCAUAACAUUUUUAAUAAGUCCCUUUUUCUAAUGACAUGGAAAUUACAAUGUUAUUCAUCUAUAUGUUACUUGCAUAAUUUUCGAUAGUCGAGACAAUGAAAAUGAUUGGUUCAGCUUUGGGAUAUUAUGUUAUCGACAGCGGAAUGCUCUUUUAUUUUGAUGGUAUCAUAGUCAUGAUGAUUAUAAGAAACAUUUUCAAAGCAGCUACGAUUGGAGGCUAUGAUUCUUAAUAAACAAAGAUGUCUAUUGUAAUUUGUAUUAUCUCUAUUGUGAUUACAAUCUUUAUAAAUUUGGGAUUUAAAGAUUUCUUAAAUAUUAACAUGAGACACGAAUUUUAAAGGUAAGCUGUUCAUCUUGAAAUUGUACUUCGAACUCUUAUUUAACCAGGAGUCUGGUCAUUUAUGGGGUAAUUUGGAGAUAUGUUUGUAAUCGUAUUGGCUCUGAUGGUUUCAAUCAUAAUAUUUUGCAUAUUACCUAUUCUAAUCAGAUUUGGCAAUUGUUUCACUGAAUUAAAGAAUAGUUUAAUCACAGACAAAUCAUAAUCAAAGUUUUUUUACUUAGUUGCUAGUUAAUUAAUUGCACAUAUAUUUUAUGUAGCUCUGUACAUUAAACCUUUAAUUUAAAACUUGAAUUAUGUAUUUCAUUUCCAAUUUUUGGCUAUCUUAGUGAUUACCAUUUUAUAAAUGAUGACAUUCAAAAUGGAGAUGGAUAAACAUAUGGCUAAAGGUUAUGAUUGGAUUAUGAUACUAAAAGAUUAACCAGAAUAAUAAGAUUAUGUAAAGAGAAGGGUUGAGGGAUUGCUAAGAGGAUUUGUAAUUGUGGCAUAUCAAUUAUUAUCUAGAAUAGCUAUCCCAUUUUUAUUAUAUAUGAUCCUGUUAUUGAAAAACUCCUAAAUUCCAGAGACAAAUGUUAGGUAUAACUAUCUCCCAGCCAAUUAUGAUGUGAAUGAAUAGUAUUGUGUUAAAGAAAACAUUGUUAUGAUGGACUUUUUAUUCGAAGACAAGGAUGAUCCUGUUGAAGAUGUGAAUUCAGAUCCAUCUAAGAUAAUCAUGAAAAGGAUCACCAAAUACGGGAUCUUCACUAAGUCAUUCAUUUAUACAUUUAUAGAAUUCAUUCUUUUCAAUUAUUAUUUUAUUAGCUUCGUGUUAUCUGUAUUUUAUAUAUUCUUCCUCAAUAAAACUCAAUCAGUGAAGUAAACUCAAAAGAAGAAAAAGCAAUGA
Molecule: messenger RNA, 1437 nt
Organism: Paramecium tetraurelia
Lineage: Eukaryota; Ciliophora; Oligohymenophorea; Peniculida; Parameciidae
Exons: 3
Source: RefSeq, a predicted model, not a curated record